This is a messenger RNA of Colletotrichum scovillei, 3155 nucleotides long. Its product is annotated as hsp70-like protein. Gene Ontology annotation, molecular function: ATP-dependent protein folding chaperone; ATP binding. Bases 793 to 2946 code for a protein of 717 amino acids. The record is from RefSeq and is a predicted model, not a curated record. Gene Ontology annotation, cellular component: nucleus; cytosol. NCBI's taxonomy places the organism in Eukaryota, Fungi, Ascomycota, Sordariomycetes, Glomerellales, Glomerellaceae. Gene Ontology annotation, biological process: protein folding. The transcript has 6 exons.
AUUCCCGUCCCGCCGAGUACUUACCUACCUUACCAUUUGGUAGACAUCGUCGCCUUUUCCGAGGUACCUUACCUUACUCAGAGCGCACUGUCACAGCAAUACCGUCCCUUACAAGCAAAGAAAACGUCCGCUAGAAGACGCUCCAGUUACAGAGCAUCGCACGCUAAACGUCUCGUCGAUACCAUAGGUACUGUAGGUACCCAACUUGACAGCACACACAAUCCAAGCCCAAACCCAGUGUAAGGUACCGUGCCAAAAAAGGUACCUGACCGCCCUCCUUGCCUCACCAAUACCCCAAAGUAAAUCCGGUGUGGCCACGUACCUUACCGCUACCUGGACCUCCCCGGUCUUCCUCGUCCCGCCCACCUCAUCCACCUCUGUCGCCUGCCACUCACCACUGCCUUACCUCAGAGUACUUACUUGGUGUACAGCCCGGCCAGACACUUCCUGGUGACGCUAGAGCGCACUGCAACUUUUUUUCCACACUCCCGCACAUCCCACCUUCAGGUUCUCUUGCAUAUUGACAAACUCUUAAACCUUGCAUUUGUCUGUACUCGACAUUUUUCUCCCCCCCAACCUUUUCGACGAGACGACCUUUCGACUCGACCGCUUGCAAAUACCCUUCCCGCAAGUCGGAAUAAUCUACCAUCACUCGAUCAAGACUCGAACCCCCCAACAAACCUCUUUCCUCUUCUCAGAGCGUUGUUGUGAGCGCAACCCCGCUGCCAUCAGAACCUCCGCCGGACAAUCCUUGUUUACAAUAUCCUCACAGAAAGAACACUACCACCCAACAUGAGUGUCGUCGGUGUUGAUUUCGGAACCCUCAAGACGGUCAUUGCCGUCGCCAGAAAUCGCGGUGUCGAUGUGAUUUCCAAUGAAGUCUCCAACCGCGCCACGCCGUCUGUCGUUGGAUUCGGCCCCAAGUCGCGAUACCUCGGCGAGAGCGCCAAGACGCAAGAAAUCUCCAACCUCAAGAACACUGUCGGUUCCAUCAAGCGUCUUGCCGGACGCGCUGCCAGCGACCCCGAUGCCCAGCUCGAGCAGCAGUACAUUACCGCUCCCCUCGUCGAUGUCAACGGCCAGGUCGGUGUCGAGGUCUCGUACCUUGGCAAGAAGGAGAAGUUCUCCAACACCCAGCUGAUCUCCAUGUACCUCAGCAAGAUCAAGCAAACAACACAGGCUGAGCUGAAGCUUCCCGUUUCCGACUUGGUCAUGAGCGUUCCCGCCUGGUUCACCGACAUCCAGCGCCGCGCCAUCAUCGAUGCUGCCGAGAUCGCUGGCCUGAAGCUCCUCCGUCUCAUGAACGACACUACUGCCGCCGCUCUCGGCUGGGGUAUCACCAAGCUCGAUCUCCCCGCCCCCGAGGAGCAGCCCCGCCGUGUUGCCUUCAUCGACAUCGGCCACAGCAACUACACCUGCUCCGUUGUUGAGUUCAAGAAGGGCGAGCUGGCCGUCAAGGGUACCGCCUUCGACCGCCACUUUGGUGGCCGUGACUUCGACAAGGCUCUCGUCGAGCACUUGGGCAAGGAGUUCAACGGAAAGUACAAGAUUGACAUCCACUCCAACGGCCGUGCCAUGGCCCGCACCAUCGCUGCCGCCGAGAAGUGCAAGAAGAUCCUGUCUGCCAACCAGCAGGCCCCCGUCAACAUCGAGUCCAUCAUGAACGAUGUUGAUGUUUCCGCCAUGAUCACACGCCAGGAGUUCGAGGCCCUCGUUGAGCCUCUGCUGCAGCGCGUCCACGUUCCCCUCGAGCAGGCUCUUGCCGAGGCCAAGUUGACCAAGGAUGACAUCGACGUCAUUGAGGUCAUUGGUGGUGGCAGCCGUGUUCCCGCCCUCAAGGAGCGCAUCCAGGCUUUCUUCGGAAAGACCCUGUCUUUCACCCUGAACCAGGACGAGGCCGUUGCCCGUGGCGCUGCCUUCAGCUGCGCUAUUCUGUCCCCCGUUUUCCGUGUCCGCGACUUCACUGUCCAGGACAUCAUGAGCUACCCCAUUGAGUUCGCCUGGGAGAAGGCUCCCGAUAUUCCCGACGAGGACACCAGCCUGACUGUCUUCAACCGCGGCAACGUUCUGCCCUCUACCAAGAUUCUUACCUUCUACCGCAAGCAGCCCUUUGAUCUUGAGGCCCGCUACGCCAAGCCCCAAGAUCUCCCCGGAAAGAUCAACCCGUGGAUUGGUCGCUUCUCUGUCAAGGGUGUUAAGGCCGACGGCAAGGACGACUUCAUGAUCUGCAAGCUGAAGGCUCGUGUGAACAUCCACGGCGUUCUUAACGUUGAGAGCGGCUACUACGUUGAGGACCAGGAGGUCGAGGAGGAAGUUAAGGAGGAUGAGAAGGAUGGCGACAAGAAGGACCCUGAUGCCAUGGAGACUGACAACAAGGAGGACGCUCCCAAGAAGACCCGCAAGGUCAAGAAGCAAGUCCGCAAGGGCGACCUUCCCAUCGUCAGCGGCACAGCCUCCCUGUCCGACUCAGCAAGAACCGCCCUUUUCGAGAAGGAGUCUGCCAUGGUUAUGGAGGACAAGCUUGUCGCCGAUACCGAGGAGAAGAAGAACGAGCUCGAGACCUUCAUCUACGACCUUCGCAACAAGCUUGACGACCAGUAUGCCGACUUUGCUAGCGACGAGGAGAAGACCAAGAUCAAGGAGAAGCUCGAGGCGAGCGAGGACUGGCUCUACGAUGAGGGCGAGGACGCCACCAAGGCUGUCUACGUUGCCAAGAUUGACGAGAUCCGCGCCAUGGCCGGACCUAUCGUCCAGCGCCACUUCGAGAAGGUCGAGGAGGAGCGUCGCAUCGUGCAGGAGAGAGUUGAGGCUGAGAAAGCCGCCAAGAAAGCCGAAGAGGAGGCUCGCAAAGCUGCCGAAGCUGAGAAGGCUCCUCCGGCGGCUAAGGAUGAGGAGAUGACCGAUGCCGACGCAAAGGCUGACGCUGAGGCCGAGGGCACGAAAUAGGAUCCUGUGGACCCGACCAGUGUCUGAAACUUUGAAAAAAAGACAACAACAAAAGCGAGAAGCAACGAAGAUGAUAGAAUAGACCCUUAGUUAUGGUUUCUUUCGGGUUGGCAUAGGGUUAUCAGGCUAGAGCAGCUUCGACGGUUAUCAUGGAAUGAGAGAAAUGACUUGAAUUUGACAAUGACCGAGGCCUCUUUUCCAUACACACG